Corticium candelabrum is the source of this 1578-nucleotide messenger RNA. RefSeq lists its product as uncharacterized. Gene Ontology annotation, molecular function: oxidoreductase activity, acting on the CH-OH group of donors, oxygen as acceptor; flavin adenine dinucleotide binding. The coding region runs from base 1 to 1191 and encodes 396 amino acids. The record is from RefSeq and is a predicted model, not a curated record. The transcript has 7 exons. Lineage: Eukaryota; Metazoa; Porifera; Homoscleromorpha; Homosclerophorida; Plakinidae.
AUGUUGUAUGCAGACGAAAAUCAGUUGCUGAUCAAUCCUGAGCACUUGGGUCCUGAUGAGGAAAAAGUGGUUCUAAAUGCAGACAAAACUGAAGUGACCAUUAUGGCAAACGUUACUAUGGUAGAAGUCAAGAAGAGGCAACUGAAGGAUGAGUUCACUAUUCUCUCUAAUGUUAUUAUUGACUCUGUGACUUAUGGAGGAACAGUCAACACUGGGUGUCACGGCGUUGGCCGUGGUUGCCCUGCUUUACCUGACUUGGUUGUCAAGCUAGAAGUGGUCAAUGACAAGGGUGACUUGGUCACUUACAGUAGAGCUGACGACGGGGAAGAGUUCAUGAAUGCAGUCACUACAAAUCUGGGACUGUUUGGGUUUGUCUACAAAAUGACUCUCGCAGUUAAACAGAAUAAGAUCACUGUAGAAACUCACAACGAAUAUCAUUCUGUGAAGGAUACUUUGACUAACAGCAGCAAGCUCAAACAUCUUGCAGAAAGCAACUGGUCAACAGAAAUCUUUUGGUUUCCGUACAACAGCAUACUCCACAACAUCAAGGAACUGCUGAAAAUAAAGAAAGAAGACUUCCUCAAAUUACCCACUCCAAACUUGGACAAGUGGGAUCCACUCCAAGAUGAUUGCUGGCUUCGACUAACGAAUGACAAAUCUGGAGGUAAAACCGAAAAGUGCCUGUUUCACUUCAGACACAAGUUUAAUGACGCAUUGGGAGAAUUGGGCUUGAAGGCAAUUACGCCUUUGCUUGACGCCGCGCCAAAUCUUAAUCCUUACUUCUGCUGCUUGAACAGCCAUGUUGUGAAACUGCAACCUUCGAAGAUUUGUGUUCAGCUACCCGACGCCAUUCAUUUCAGGAAGUUUGUUCAUUGGGCUCCAGUGCAUGACAUGGAGUUUGCCUUUGUUGUUGACCACGAUUAUAGCAAUAUUGUUGAAGCCUGCAAGGUCGUGAUAGAUGAAAUUGAAAGGCGUGCUCGACAGGGCAACUUUCCCAUGAAUGUUUGUAUGGAAAUGAGGUUCAUGGGUGAGAGUAAGAGCCUCUUAUGUCCGGCAGUUGUCGGUCAACAUUCUCCAAACAAAGAGGUGAAGACGGCUUACAUCGAAGUCCUUAGUCUGGUUCGCAGACAAUCGAGACUGGCACGACUUCACUCGAGCAAUUGCCACUGGAUGGAGCAAGAUUGGAGGUAGGAAAAACGUGUAUCCACUGAUCCAUUGGGCCAAAGAGGUGGACGCAAUGCCCGACUUGACGACUUACCUGUGGACCAACAAUGGAGAGAAUAUGAGGAAGUUUUUGCAUCACCUUGGUACUAAAGUCGAUAUGAAAAAGAAGCUGUUUUUCAAUCAAUUCCUCGAAGAGAUUUUCUUUCCAAAAACGCCCGUUGAAGUGCAACGUCACCGUAACUGGAGAGAGAGGUGGUGCAGCUUGUCGUAAUCUCUUCAAUAUUUCCUGAAGACGGCAAGGAUAAACAGUGCAGACUGAUACGCAUGCAAAAGCUGUUGACAAACUUACGGAAGCGUUAGAGCCUAUUUCUAGUUGUAAUGCACUUCUAGCAUUUGAAAGCGCGAAUACAGAUA